Messenger RNA from Syngnathus acus (greater pipefish), 6697 nucleotides. It is a transcript of the gene pikfyve, whose product is annotated as phosphoinositide kinase, FYVE finger containing. Gene Ontology annotation, molecular function: 1-phosphatidylinositol-3-phosphate 5-kinase activity; ATP binding; metal ion binding. The transcript has 44 exons. The record is from RefSeq and is a predicted model, not a curated record. Lineage: Eukaryota; Metazoa; Chordata; Actinopteri; Syngnathiformes; Syngnathidae. The coding region runs from base 112 to 6411 and encodes 2099 amino acids. Gene Ontology annotation, biological process: phosphatidylinositol metabolic process; intracellular signal transduction.
CUUGGCUCGCAGUGACUGUCAAAGCCUCUCUUCUGUGUGUGGGAGUCAGCUAAGAUGUUCUCUGGAAUGCUCUUUUUGGAUGCCUGGCUCGAUUGAGGUCUUCAACCAACGAUGUCGAAUCCCCACGUAAAUGGGAGACUACAAGAGAUGGCCGCCGGGGAAAAGUCCAUGCCAUCGUCCUCGAGCGUCGAGCCACCGCUCAUCUCGCCCGCCAGCCCUUCUCAUCUGACUCACUUCAAGCCACUCACGCCAGAGCAGGAUGAGCCGCCACUGCGGUCGGCAUACAGUUCCUUUGUCAACAUGUUUCGCUUCAACAACAAAGAGGAUGGCCGACCUGCCACCGCCGUCUCCGAUAAGGUGGAUGAGGUGCCCCCUUCCCCUCAGUCGGAGAGUCGCAGCUGGUCAUCCAGCCCUUCCCACUCCCGUUAUGGCUCACGGACGCAGCGGAAAUCGCACACCGAACACCUCAGGCGCACCUCCACCGCCUCUGUGGAUUGGCCAGAUAGCAGCAGGAAGUCAGAUACGGCAUUGAGCAAUCAUGACCCUCGCACAGCGGUGCAACUUCGGACAGUGGUGCAACGACUCAAGGAAAUAAUGGAUGGAAAGAGUCAGGACAGCGACUUGAAGCAGUACUGGAUGCCCGACAGUCAGUGUAAGGAGUGCUAUGACUGUAACGAGAAGUUUACCACAUUCCGUCGGCGCCACCACUGCAGGCUGUGCGGACAGAUUUUUUGCAGUCGAUGCUGCAACCAGGAGAUCCCCGGGAAAUUCAUGGGCUACACGGGAGAUUUGCGGGCCUGUACGUACUGUCGAAAAAUAGCACUGAACUACGCCUACUCGGCUGAGUCGGGCUCCAUCAGCGAGGACCUGAACGUCUUGGCUGACUCUUCCUGCUCUGUGUGUGUAUUGGAACCCAGCGAGCCGCGGACGCCCGUGGGCGGACGCAAGGCAAGCAGGAACAUCUUUUUGGAGGAAGACCUCACCUGGCAAAGAAAAACUCCCAUUGGGAUGAGCAAAACAAUGAUUCAUCAAGAACCACAGAAGAGUGUUCUCCCUUCCAGACUCGCCACGUUGCAAGAAGAUGUGGGUAAAUCUCCUACCAGGAGGAGGUCUGCCAGCGUCUCUAACCUGUCUCUGGACUGCUCUGGAUCUAUGGUGCCGUCAUACGACAGCUCGGUCAGCCCGCCCACCACACGAGCCUUGUCGGGCGCCAAGAGUGUCACCAAGCUGGACCACAGCGAGGAGGAGAGGAAGAACCUUGUGGACUCAUCGCAACUAAAGGACCUGUGGAAGAAAAUCUGCCACAACAACACAGGGAUGGAGUUCCAGGACCACAGAUACUGGCUGAGGACCUACCCUAACUGUAUUGUGGGAAAGGAGCUGGUGAAUUGGCUGCUGAGGAAUGGCACUAUCUCCAACAGGGCGCAAGCAAUCGCCAUCGGCCAGGCCUUGGUCGAUGGCCGCUGGCUUGACUGCAUCACGCACAACGACCAGAUGUUCAGAGACGAGUACGCCCUUUACCGCCCCCUGCAAAGCACAGAGUUCUCCGAAACACCAUCUCCAGACAGUGACAGCAUCAACUCUGUGGAGGGGCAUUCUGAGCCGUCCUGGUUUAAGGACAUCAAGUUUGACGAUAGCGACAUGGAGCAGCUUGCAGAGGAGUCCGACUACAACGUAUCAAGCUCUGCCAACCACAGCAAGAGGACGUCCGUCAGCAGUUCCCAGUCCAUAAUUGACAGCGAUUCGGCUGCCUCCAUCAGCCUCAACAUGGAGCACAACAAUGUCAACUUCCACAUUAAGAAGCAGUCCAAGUAUCCACAUGUGCCUCCCACAGCUGAACAAAAAGCUGAAUUUUUCAUGUCAGAGGACGGAGGAGAGAACAUUGUGAUCAGCGAUGCCUUCAUCAAAGAGUCUUUGUUUAAUCGGCGUGUGGAGGAGAAGGCUAAAGAAAUGCUGUUCACACCUCUCGGUUGGCACCACAGCUCACUGGACCAGCUCCGAGAAGAGAACGGAGAGAAGAAGGCCAUGGAGAGGCUGCUCUCCGCCAAUCACAGUCACAUGAUGGCACUGCUGCAGCAACUGCUCUACAGCGAGUCACUCUCGCUGUCUUGGCGGGACAUCAUUGUGCCAGUUGUCCGCCAGGUGGUCCAGACAGUGCGACCCGAUGUCCGGAACUGCGAUGACGACAUGGACAUCAGACAGUUGGUCCACAUUAAGAAGAUCCCUGGCGGGAGAAAAUUCGAUUCAACUGUGGUAAAUGGCUUUGUAUGCACCAAGAACGUCGCCCACAAAAAGAUGAAUUCGUACAUCAAGAACCCCAAAAUCUUGCUGCUGAAGUGCUCCAUCGAGUAUCUUUACAGGGAAGAAACUAAGUUUACUUGCAUCGAGCCCAUCGUCCUGCAGGAGCGAGAGUUUUUAAAGAAUUAUGUUCAACGCAUCGUGGACGUCCGACCGAACCUGGUGCUGGUGGAGAAGACAGUGUCUCGUAUUGCUCAGGACAUGUUGCUGGAACAUGGAAUCACCUUGGUGAUCAACGUCAAACCGCAAGUGUUGGACCGUGUGAGUCGAAUGACCCAAGGAGACCUCGUGAUGUCCAUGGAUCAGCUUCUUACCAAGCCUCGACUGGGCACCUGUCAUAAAUUCUUCAUGCAACCCUUCAUCCUGGCCAACGAUGAUGUCAAGACGCUGAUGUUCUUCGAAGGCUGCGCUGCCCACCUGGGCUGCUCCAUCAAGCUGCGCGGCGCCUCCGAGUACGAGCUGGCCCGCGUCAAGGAGAUCAUCAUGAUGAUGGUGUGUGUGGCCUAUCACUCGCAGCUGGAGAUCUCCUUCCUCAUGGAUGAGUUUGCCAUGCCACCCAGCUUGGCCCAGAGCAAUUCCUUCCCCUGCCUGCUGGAUGGCAAGGUCGAGGCCAAUGCCGAACAGACGGAUGAGGAGAGCUACAACCCGACUGUGAGAACUGAUGAUUGUGUGACGUGUGGAUGUCCAGAGGAUGACGCAUUUGGAAUUGAAAUAAGCCAGGAGUAUCCAAGGUCAUCAUCUUCCUCUGCUCAAAGCGAGGAAGCUGGUUUCAAACAGACCUUGACUUCUUCACCAUUUUCAAGCGCUCCUGCUCCUCCUCUGUCGGUUUCUCCGCCGUUUCUCAUGGAGGAAGAACAGCAGCUGACGGCGAACGCAUUCAGGAGGACCUCGGAUGAUGAUGAUACAUCUGAGCGAGGAAACCUGGAGAAGGAGGAGGUGGAAAGUACAGAGGAUAAGGGAUCAGAAAUGUCGAUGCCCCGGUUGUUCCGAGACCCCUUGCAGGACGACACGGGCUUGUUUGUAGCAGAGCAGGUGACGUCGACCGACGACCGCCUGAAGUCCAUCUCUCAAGUCUUCAAGCAGGAGCUGAAGGAUAUCAUCUUGUGUAUCUCGCCCUUCAUUACAUUUCGAGAACCGUUUCUCCUCACGCCUGCCGGCAUGCACUGCCCCAGCAGGGAUUACUUCCCUGAAAAGGUCUACCUCUCCCCCCUCCUCAACAAAGAUUUCAAAGAACUGGACGGGCGGCGGAAGCGACAGCUCCUCAAAGACUCUGCGUCCACCUCACUGGUCAGCAGCCAGACCAACGGCGUCGCUCCAUUGAAACACGUCGAUGUCCUCCCGUGCCACGGCCUCACUAGCACCCGUAUUGUCGAGCAACUGAACAGCAGCCAGGACCUCGCCAACAUGCUGGCAGAAUACAGAGCAAAGGGAGGGCGAAUUCGGCAGAGGGAAUCCAUUGACCCCUUCAAUUCUGCCAACGCGGCCGGACUGGUGAACGGCUACCACAGGAGCGAGGAGACGCCCUCACCACUCAUCAAGGGGCCCAUCAAGGCCGAUAGCGAAGACGACAAACCAAGCAAGCAGAGCGAGACGGGCGUGGUCCCUAAGAUGGACUCUCUAACGCCAGUCAAUCAUCAGCGGCUGUGCGUGCUUUUCAGCAGCUCCUCAACUCAGUCCAGUAAUGCUCCAAACCCUUGCGUCAGCCCCUGGAUCGUCACUAUGGAGUUCUACGGAAAGAACGACCUCUCACUGGGUGUGUUCUUGGAACGAUACUGCUUCAGAUCAUCUUACCAGUGUCCAAGCAUUUUCUGUGAGACUCCCAUGGUGCACCACAUCCGCCGCUUUGUGCACGGCAACGGCUGCGUGCAGAUUGUGCUGAAGGAGCUCGACUCCCCCGUUCCCGGUUACCAGCACACCAUUCUCAACUACUCCUGGUGCCGCAUCUGCAAACAGGUGACGCCUGUGGUGCCGCUGUCCAAUGACUCCUGGUCAAUGUCUUUUGCCAAAUACCUGGAGCUGCACUUCUACGGCCACCAGUACACUAGGCGGGCCAACGCGGAACCCUGCGGACAUUCCAUUCACAAAGACUACCACCAGUACUUCUCGUACAACCAGAUGGUGGCGUCCUUCAGUUACUCGUCUGUGAGGUUGUUGGAGAUUUGUCUUCCCCGCCCCAAAAUUUUCAUCAGGAACCAGGGGCCUUCCAAAGCCAUUCUACAGCAGGACUUGAAAGACUUCUCCCAAAAAGUCAUGCAAGUCUACUUGGCCAUUGAUGACCGCCUCACUUCCCUGAAGACUGAGACCUUCAGUAAGACACGAGAGGAGAAGAUGGAGGACCUCUUUGCCCAAAAAGAUAUGGAGGAGGCCGAGCUGCGUAGUUGGAUCGAGAAGCUCCAAGCGCGGCUACAGGCCUGCGGUCUGGAUUCUCCGCAGCAGCUCCAGGCAGUGCUGGAGUCUCUUGUAGUGAAGAAGCAGAGCCUCUGUGAGAUGCUGCAGUCUUGGAACAGCAGGUUACAAGAUUUAUUCCAGCAGGAGAAAGGCCGUAAACGUUUAUCAGUCCCACCGAGCCCGGGCCGCCACCGACAGACCGCCGCUGAUGACAGCAAGAGCACCCUGGACUCCUCACCACGUAACCCCUCGCCAGUAGUCCAGAAUGGCGACAAAGAGGACCGUCACCUCAACACAUUGGCCUCCACGUCGUCCUCCUCCACCGCGUUGCUGUCGCCAGUGGAACUUGGGGCCGAGCCAAACACGCCCGGCGGCCCCUCCUUCACGGAGCCGGAUUCUGUCAGCAUUCCAGAAGACGUGUUUGACGGACACUUGCUGGGUUCCACUGACAGUCAGGUGAAGGAGAAGUCCACCAUGAAGGCCAUUUUGGCCAAUUUUCUACCCGGUAACAGCUACAACUCUAUUCCCUUCCCGUUUGACCCAGACAAGCAUUACCUGAUGUACGAACAUGAACGGGUUCCCAUCGCUGUGUGUGAGAAGGAGCCAAGCUCCAUCAUCGCCUUUGCACUCAGCUGCAAGGAAUACAAAACGGCAUUGGAUGAUUUGUCCAAGGCGUCCAACGCAGGAGCGGACGAGGUGUCACAAGCCAACAGUAGCGGCGAGAGCCGGGCCAAGGGCAGCCCCGCCAGGCUCGGCGAGUCAUCCGUGCAGAGUCGCAGCAUCACAGAAGCUGAUCCGCCCAAAGACACUGAUGUGGCUGACAAACAAAAGAAGCAAUCGCAGAAUCCACACAUUGAGCUCCAGUUCUCAGACGCCAACGCCAAGUUCUACUGUCGCAUCUACUACGCUGAUGAGUUCCACAGGAUGAGGGAAGAGAUCUUGGAGAGUGCCGAGGAAGAUUUUGUCCGCUCGCUCUCCCACUGCGUCAACUGGCAGGCACGUGGCGGAAAGUCUGGAGCAGUUUUCUAUGCCACUGAAGAUGACCGCUUCAUCCUGAAGCAGAUGCCAAGACUGGAAGUCCAAUCCUUCCUGGACUUUGCUCCUCACUACUUUACCUACAUCACGGGAGCUGUGCAACAAAAAAGGCCGACUGCUCUGGCAAAGAUUCUCGGCGUUUACCGCAUCGGUUACAAGAACUCUCAGAACAACACUGAGAAGAAACUGGACCUGCUUGUGAUGGAAAACCUUUUUUAUGGACGCAAGAUGGCUCAGGUUUUCGACCUGAAGGGCUCGCUGCGAAACCGCAACGUGAAGACGGACUCGGGCAAGGAGAGCUGCGAGGUGGUGCUGCUGGAUGAGAACCUGCUCAAGCUCAUCUACGACAACCCGUUGUACAUCCGCUCGCAUUGCAAGUCGGUGCUGCGCGCCGCCAUUCACAGCGACGCCUACUUCCUGUCAAGCCAUCUCAUCAUUGACUACUCACUACUGGUGGGACGCGACGAUGCCACUGAUCAGCUGGUGGUCGGGAUCAUCGAUUACAUCAGGACUUUCACAUGGGAUAAAAGGCUGGAGAUGGUCGUUAAAUCAACUGGGAUUCUGGGAGGUCAAGGGAAGUUGCCCACAGUGGUGUCGCCCGAGCUGUACCGCGCCCGCUUCUGCGAGGCCAUGGACAAGUACUUCCUCAUGGUGCCUGAUCACUGGACCGGAUUGGGUGUCAACUGCUGAGCGGGACAUAUGCAUGGGGAUGCAAGAAAACCUGGUCCAACAUUUAAUGCACGCUGGAAUUUUUUUUAAAAAAUUGUUUUCACUGACAAACAACCGUGUCACCAUUCCAUACAACACAAACCAUAUUCCGUCAUAUUUUUUAAGAAGUGCACUGCUGUGGAGAUGCACUUAUUAUUUUAUCUUGUGGACCCACGUUGACGCUGUCAUUUAGUUUGCUACUGUAAUUUAAAGUUUGAAUAUGUACAGAGAUUAUGUAACUAUUAAAAUAUUAACGUUGAUCUUUAAA